Closterium sp. NIES-65 is the source of this 1491-nucleotide messenger RNA. The record is from the annotation of a GenBank genome assembly. NCBI's taxonomy places the organism in Eukaryota, Viridiplantae, Streptophyta, Zygnematophyceae, Desmidiales, Closteriaceae.
AUGAGCGCUCCGCUACUAGCAGAAGCCGAGCCGCCUCUAGAACGAGCUUUAGACCGCGCACCCGUGUAUCUUAAAGACAUGAGCUUCCAGCAACUAGAGGACUGGGUGGCAGCGGAGUGCGGGGAGGAGCACAGGAGGCGGGCAAAGGUCCUCUGGAAGUGGCUGUAUCGAGACGCCCACUGGGCUGAGAGCGUCGAUGACAUGGCAGUUGCUCUUUCCUCCCUCACCUCUCCAUUGCCUUCCCAGCGAAGCUUGAGACGUCUCAUUGGCUCCUUUGCCUUCCCAUUGUCAUCGCUCACUCAUUUUCCCGAAUUCCCGAACUCGCAUGUUCGCGCUGCAGGGGUCAGUCGUUCGUUUCUCUCCCUCCUCGCCUCUUCGGGUGCUCGCUUCUCCUCCCUUCGCCUCCACUCCGUUCGAACAGCCGCCGACGGUACAAAGAAGGUGAGUGGGGUUAGGGAAACCCCACAGGAACACAGUCCGCAGCUCAUAUUCGCCCCUGCUGCCGCUUCUCCUCCCUUCGCCUGCACUCCAUUCGAAUCGCAGCCGACGGCCCAAAGAAAAAUGGGCCUGCAGCGCAACCUGACAGCAGGGGAGAUCGUGGCGUGGAUCAGGAUGGGCCUGCAGCGCAACCUGACAGCAGGGGAGAUCGUGGCGUGGAUCAGGAUGGGCCUGCAGCGCAACCUGACAGCAGGGGAGAUCGUGGCGUGGAUCAGGAUGGGCCUGCAGCGCAACCUGACAGCAGGGGAGAUCGUUGAUCAGGUGGUUGAGAUUCGCCGGCUCUUCACAGAGGAAAUCGGCCCCGUUACCAACCUUGUCUUCAUGGGCAUGGGCGAGCCCCUACACAAUCUCCCGGCGGUUCUCACAGCAUGCAACACCCUCCUGGACCCCUUAGGCGCCCACUGCUCACCUGCUCGCACCACCGUGUCCACGUGUGGGCUCGUGCCUGAAAUGCACGAGUUCUGCUCUCACUCGGACGCCAGCCUCGCUCUCAGCCUGCACGCCACCACCGACGAGGUGCGCAGCAGCAUCAUGCCCAUAAACAAAAAGCACAACCUCAGCGCCCUCUUUGCCUGCCUGAUACAGCUCUUCCCUGACCCAACAGCCCGGCCAGCACCGGAUGCGGGGGAGGGAGGUGAUGGGAGGGAUGGUGCGGGGUUGCAGCAGCAGUCCAAAAAACGCCAUGUGUUCAUCGAGUACCUGAUGCUGGAUGGGGUCAACGACAGUUUGGAGGAUGCACGUCGGCUGGUAACCCUAACAGCUGGCAUCGCCUGCAAAAUCAACUUGAUAGUCUUCAACCCACACCCGGGAACCGCACUGCAACCAUCCCCACUCCCGCGCGUGCUGGCUUUCCAGCAUGAGCUCGUGCAAGGGGGCAGAAAAGCGUAUCUGCGGCACAGCCGGGGGGACGACGAGAUGGCAGCUUGUGGGCAGCUGGGGCAGGUGCCUAGGUUAACAGGGCAGAACAAGGCAGAGGCGGAAGCUGUAGUGUAA